AUGAACCUGUACAGCGUCUGCAGUUAUAGACCGCGGGCUGAUAGAUCACCUGGACUGGUCUACUACAGCGGGAGCAACCCACCCACUCGAAUCAAAGGUGCGGAUCGAGUGGCAGUUGAAGAUUAUCAGAUAGCGCAUAGAGAAUCUAAUCAGAUUGCGCAUAAAGAAUCUAAUCAGAUUGCGAACAAGCAAUCUAACAAUAUCCAACUCAGAGGCCUCAUCAAUCUCGGCAACCUCUGCUUUGCUAAUUCCAUCUUCCAGUCGCUGGUAUUUUGCCAGCCAUUCUAUCAAAUGAUGAUUGGCCUGUCGACUCAGCUGCCCUUCUCCUUCAACAAAACUCCUUUGCUCGACGCUACCAUUGCUUUUCUCCAGCAAUUUAACCCCACCAACGACAUGAACGACAUGAACGACAUUGGCGAACCUUUCACCCCCACUCUCAUUUACGACGCUCUCAAGCAAUACAACAGGUUCAAUACCAUCCAUCGUGGCCAACAGGAAGACGCUGAGGAGUUUCUUGGCUUCUUCUUGGACACCUUGCACGAGGAGUUGGUGAGCAUAUCUCCCAGGCUUAAGCCGCGGACUCGUUGGUUUGAUGGAGUCGAUAGCCCAGAUGACUCCAACGAAUGGCUCCAAGUGGGACACAAGAACAAAACGCUCAACAAACCCUCAACCCCGUCCAACCCCACUGAAUCACCCAUUUCCAAGUUGUUCGGUGGUAAAUUCAGAUCUACCCUCAAAACUCCGGGUCAAAAGGACUCUAUCACCCUAGAGCCCUUCCAACCCCUUCAACUAGACAUACAGCCAGAUCACAUACACUCCAUAGAAGACGCCCUCCUCAACUUAGCCCAGCCAGAAACUAUCCACGGCGUUUACUCCCCCUCCAAACAAGGCCCUGUCGACGCAACUAAACAAGUCACUAUAGACACUUCCCCACCUAUCCUCAUUAUCCACCUCAAGCGCUUCUUAUAUCACAGCGUCGGCGGCGUUAUGAAAAGCAACAAGAGAAUCACUUACCAACCCACUCUCUCCAUCCCCAACUCCAUCCUCUCCCCUUGGAAUACUCCCGCUGAUGGUCUCCAUUAUAGAUUAUUCGCUGUUGUCUAUCAUCAUGGCCAAAAUAGUGGCUCUGGUCACUACACUAUAGACGUCCUACGCCAAGAUCUCAAGCAAUGGGUGCAUAUUGACGAUAUUGUUAUGAACUUCCUCGAUGAAAAUCAUGUCGUGGAGACGGAGUAUGGUAGCAGUGGUAACAAUAACAGCAAUGGUAGCAGCGCAAACAACGACAAGACAGCUUACUUACUUCUCUACAGCAAGAUGUAG
Messenger RNA from Wallemia ichthyophaga EXF-994, 1320 nucleotides. RefSeq names its product putative ubiquitin carboxyl-terminal hydrolase 3. Gene Ontology annotation, biological process: protein deubiquitination. Lineage: Eukaryota; Fungi; Basidiomycota; Wallemiomycetes; Wallemiales; Wallemiaceae. The record is from RefSeq and is a predicted model, not a curated record. Gene Ontology annotation, molecular function: cysteine-type deubiquitinase activity; cysteine-type endopeptidase activity. Bases 1 to 1320 code for a protein of 439 amino acids. The transcript has a single exon. Gene Ontology annotation, cellular component: nucleus; cytosol.